Molecule: messenger RNA, 3363 nt
Organism: Malurus melanocephalus (red-backed fairy wren)
Lineage: Eukaryota; Metazoa; Chordata; Aves; Passeriformes; Maluridae
Gene: LUC7L3
Product: LUC7 like 3 pre-mRNA splicing factor
Exons: 11
Coding region: 117-1577 (486 amino acids)
Biological process (GO): mRNA splice site recognition
Cellular component (GO): U1 snRNP; U2-type prespliceosome
Molecular function (GO): mRNA binding
Source: RefSeq, a predicted model, not a curated record
CAUUGUGGGCAGGGCCAGCGCCGCCGCCAUUUUGUCUCUGUCAGGCGCGGCGCGGGCAGUCGGGGCGAGGCGGCCGAACCGGUGUCUGGCGAGGGGGAUUCGGCCCGCAGCUCAAGAUGAUAUCGGCCGCCCAGCUCCUCGAUGAGCUCAUGGGCCGGGACAGGAACCUGGCCCCGGAUGAAAAGCGCAGCAACGUGCGGUGGGACCACGAGAGCGUUUGCAAAUACUACCUUUGUGGCUUUUGCCCAGCUGAAUUAUUUACAAAUACCCGUUCUGAUUUAGGUCCUUGUGAAAAAAUCCACGAUGAAAAUCUACGCAAACAGUAUGAGAAGAGCUCUCGGUUUAUGAAGGUGGGCUAUGAGAGAGACUUCCUGCGCUAUUUGCAGAGUUUGCUUGCGGAGGUGGAGCGCAGGAUCCGGAGGGGCCAUGCUCGUUUGGCACUGUCACAGAACCAGCAGUCUUCUGGGGGAGCAGGACCUACCGGUAAAAAUGAAGAGAAGAUUCAGGUGUUAACUGACAAAAUUGAUGUACUACUUCAACAGAUUGAAGAACUAGGUUCAGAAGGAAAGGUGGAAGAGGCACAAGGAAUGAUGAAACUUGUUGAACAGUUAAAGGAAGAGAGAGAAUUGCUGAGGUCUACAACUUCAACAAUUGAGAGCUUUGCAGCCCAAGAAAAGCAAAUGGAAGUUUGYGAAGUUUGUGGCGCCUUUUUAAUUGUAGGAGAUGCACAGUCCAGGGUAGAUGACCACUUGAUGGGAAARCAGCACAUGGGUUAUGCCAAAAUAAAAGCUACUGUAGAAGAUUUAAAAGAAAAGUUACGAAAAAGAACAGAAGAGCCUGACCGUGAUGAAAGGUUGAAAAAAGAGAAGCUAGAACGGGAAGAGAGGGAGAAAGAGAGGGAACGGGAAAGAGAAGAGCGGGAAAGGAAGAGACGGCGUGAAGAGGAAGAAAAGGAAAAAGAGAGGGCUCGUGACAGAGAGAGGCGUAAAAGGAGCCGCUCACGGAGCAGGCACUCGAGCAGGACAUCUGACAGGAGGUGCAGCCGCUCGCGAGACCACAAAAGGUCAAGAAGCAGAGAAMGAAGGCGAAGCAGGAGUCGUGACCGGAGAAGAAGCAGAAGCCACGAUAGAUCAGAAAGGAAACAUAGGUCUCGUAGUAGGGACAGGAGACGGUCAAAAAGCCGGGAUCGGAAAUCCUACAAGCACAGAAGCAAAAGCAGAGAGAGAGAGCAAGACAGGAAAUCAAAAGAAAAAGAAAAGAGGGGAUCUGAUGAUAAAAAAAGUAGUGUGAAGUCCAGUAGUCGAGAAAAACAGAGUGAAGACACAAAUACAGACUCGAAGGAGAGUGAGACUAAGAAUGAGGUCAAUGGGACCAAYGAAGACAUAAAAUCUGAAGUGCAGCGUAAGUAUGCACAGAUGAAGAUGGAACUAAGUCAAGUAAGAAGACAAACUAAAGCAACUUCUGAAGGAAAUGACAGUGUAGUCCUGCAAAACAUUUUGAGGUACAUCGUUUUGUCUCAGCUAUUUUGUAGCAGACUUGUGCCCCCAUUAGUGUGCCUCUUUGGGACAUAUUUGUAAUAUAGUCACCAUAGAAAAAUUAAUUAUCCUUUUUUUAUUUUUAGGGAUUUUGUUAUCGUUUUUUUAAAAAAGUUGAACUGUUUUUGUAUUUAAGUCCAUAUUGUGUUGGUACUUCAGCAGAAACUUUUGCUUAAAUACUUAAUAUUUGAGGCACAUGUUGGACUACUUUGUUUUCAUAUAAACUGCUAGUAUUUCUUUGUCAAGGAUGUUUCUAGUUUUUUUGCUUUAUUGCCUUGCAUUCUAAUGCAGUUUGUUCUGUAACUCGAGAGCCAGUAGCAUUGGAUUGAUGGAAGUGUAGGGUUUAUGAAUUAUUGCAGCUGACUACCAUACCUCACACAGCGUUGGUGUUGUGAGCGGCCCAUGAAAAGCCAAAUUAAAAAUCAAGGAUUCAGUCAAACUAAGCAGGUACUCAUGCCAGGUACUCCUUUCUCUACCCACAUCCAUGUUUGAAUGCUGUUGCCUGUAAUCUUUAAGCUUACUGUUGUGUUUUUGAUUUUGAAGCUAGUGAAAAGGACUUUUUGUGUAUUGUGUGACUACUGUAAAUCUGAUGUUAACAGAAUGGAAUUUUCUUUCAACUGUGUGUAGGGAUGCAGUGCUGCCCAGAAUUAGAUAUCUUUAAAGAGUUUAAAAUGCAAUAAACACUACAUAAUAUUCGCCUUGUUACUUUCAAUGCAAUUCAAGUCUUUAAGAGGUAUGUGCUUAAUAUUUCCUACUGUGUAGGAGACUUUGCAGUCAGCCAUAGCACAGAGCAGUGGAAUGGCUGGUAACAGGCUUGUAAGGUAGAUGUAAAUGCAGAGACAGAUGCCACCAAAUGAUGACAGUGUUGAUGGCAGGAAUGUAUGCUGGAAACUGUUUGUGGGAAAUGAAGCAGCUAAACAAUAGGCAGUACAAUAUUGAAAGGAAAACUUGAAGUUUUUUCCCCACUCUUGACAUAGCUUUCUUACAGAAGGUCUUUAGUUGUAUUCCUGAAAUAAGGAACUAACAGUGGAGAGGACAGCUGAUAAAUGAGCUUCUUGCAACAUAAUUUGUUACUGUAGUUGCAUUGUGUAUGCUAGGAAUUCUUAAACAUUUAAUGUUGAUAUUAAACCAUUAAUGCUACAUCAUUGCUUCUAAAGCCAGUCAUGUUCAAUGGUGAUGUUUUUGUAGAGUUGGGAUGACAGCUAACAACUGGGCCAAUGUAUAGGAAUGGUAAACAAAAUGCACCUAAUGCUGUCUAAUCGUCUGUUCUCCCAAAAUUUUGCAUUAUAGGACUACUACGUGAAGAGUCUGCGAAGACAGUGGAAGACAGCUUAAACUGAAGAUCUGCUUUAAAAUGAGGUGAAAGAAAGCUGUAGUGGCGUAGAAAAAUAUAAAAGUUGAGUUAGAAAUUUUUUUUAUAAAAUUUAAUUCAGGACUGGUGUUUCCUCCCAGAGUUCAGAAAGAUGUGUUGAUAAUAGCACAUACGCUACUGAGAAUAUAAGUCCUGUAUACUUUUUUUUUUCUUUAAGACUUUUUAAGAUAAGAAACCAACAUAACCUGAACACAUGGCUUGCUCAGUGUUUAAUUGCAAGUUUUCAUUCUUGGACUUUAAAACACAAGGAUAAAUGUUUAGUAUUUGUGUGAAUYGAACUAAAAUGAAUCCCAUUUUUACAACUAAGCUAUUCCUAGCUUCUUGAUAUACRAGAAAUGGAAAUAAAGUAUCUUUGAAUUUCUGUUACAAAUUUGAUUGUCUCUGUCAUUGAACGUUUAAUAUUCAGUAAGUUUCUUUCCUAAUAAAUGACUCAUGUCUUCAAGCUUAGUCCAUUAA